Messenger RNA from Vicugna pacos (alpaca), 4624 nucleotides. Lineage: Eukaryota; Metazoa; Chordata; Mammalia; Artiodactyla; Camelidae. The record is from RefSeq and is a predicted model, not a curated record.
CCUCUGUUUGUGCAACGUGCAGUGUGACACGCCAGGCUCGUAUUGGCCCCUAGGGAUAAAGGGUGUUCCCAGAAUAGCAGAAGGUGGACCGUAUCUUACUCGAGUGCCUCCUGGAUUAUUUCCUGCCCCUCCAGAACUGCCCGGUGUCGGGUAGUCGGGAAUCUUGUUGAGGAAUUAAUAGAGAAGUAGUCAGAGAAAAAAACUUGGUUUUUAAAUACUUUACGGAAGUAAUAUUGUGCUUUUUUUAUUAAUGGAGCUGUACUUUGUAUAUCCUAUAGUUUACUGUUGGAAUUACGUUGGAUGAAAGUGCAGCAACCACGAGUUGAAUAGAAAAGAGGAGGGCAAGAAAUGAGGUGCUUUGAUAGCGUGCUUGGAGGGAACACAGUAAGGAAAAUUGCCAGCAGAGGUGUCUAGACGGAGAGGAUGGAAACGCAUGUUUGAGGGGAAGGAUGAUCUGGUCUUCCAAGUAAGCGUGUGUGCUUUUAUCCUUCAGAAGGUUUAAUUGUUUGACUUUCCUCUUGUCUAAGGUUUAUGCUGUAAUCUGUCAUCUUAAAGUGGGUCAGUUUUUAGAAAGAUUGGGUUUGGUGGGUUACACAAAAAUUGUUAGUUCUCUCUCCCAGCCUACACUCAGUUGGAUCCUUAUUUGAAGAGAUUGUCUGUUAAUUCAGAUAGGAUAUGGGACGCUUAAAUACAUUUUUGAAAUAAGAUACUGUCAAGGCUUGCUUUACCAAGAAAUCGUGCAUCGAGAAGUCCUUGAUAUUUAAAAGGUAAAAUCUGUUCAACUGUUACCACUUGAGUGGUAUUUGGGAUAAGCUAUUCUUGAAGUUGAUUUGCUGUUUUGGAAAAUUUAGUGUAAACCAGGCUAAAUAAUUACAAGAUGUUAGUGAAUUGAAGAAUUUUUCAAUUUAUUGAUUCCUGCUUCUGGUAGGCGCAUUUGGCUGAUUUAGUCAUUUUAAUAUCUGCCUAAAACACAUGGGUGAAAGCAAAACUUCAUUUUUUUCCAGAAUAUCCUCUCAGUUCUCAGGAGCACAUCAUGACUGUCAGCAUGGUUGUGUGAUCUUGAAGAGGUGGUUUCAUCCCUAGGGAUUUAAACAGCACCAGGUACAUGUGAAGAUAUCUUGGCAGUUUAGUGUGGAAACCAUUGAUCACCUUGCCCUUACUUCUGCCUGUUCUGUGUUGACAAGGGAGAGUGCCCAAAUGAGCAAGAUAUCGCAGAACAGUACUCCAGGAGUGAACGGAAGAAGUGUCAUUCAUACUCAGGCUCAUGCCAGCGGCUUGCAGCAGGUUCCUCAGCUGGUGCCUGCCGGCCCUGGGGGCGGAGGCAAAGCUGUGCCUCCUAGCAAGCAGAGCAAAAAGAGUUCGCCCAUGGAUCGAAACAGUGAUGAGUACCGUCAACGCAGAGAGAGGAACAACAUGGCUGUGAAAAAGAGCCGGUUGAAAAGCAAGCAGAAAGCGCAGGAUACGCUGCAGAGAGUGAAUCAGCUCAAAGAAGAGAAUGAACGGUUGGAAGCAAAAAUUAAAUUACUGACUAAGGAAUUAAGUGUACUAAAAGAUUUGUUUCUUGAGCAUGCACACAACCUUGCAGAUAACGUGCAACCCAGUAGCACUGAAAAUACGACAAAUUCUGAUAAUGCAGAACAGUAAACCUCAUCCCUUCCAAACUUCACAACUUGUGGCUUGAACAUUAAAGGUGUGACUACCUUCACCCCUUGCAUCAUUGGCUGAACACUGUCUUAUUCCAUUAUUGAGAGAUCCAUUGAAGGUUGUUUUCUAGGAUCAGCACUGAAGAGUUGAUUAGCUAAAGAUGUUAGCCAUUUAAUUUGAAUAUCUGGUUUUAAAUAAGGAUUUUUGUGGGGAUAAAAAGAAAUUUUAAAGCAUAUGGUUAAAAAAAAUUGCCCUAGACCUCAUUAUUCUUAAUAAACUCUGACUUUCCAAGAAACGUUUCUUUUUUAGGUUGACAAAAGGAAUGGGAAACUGGCAAGCCUUGCAGGAGGUUCUUGGUUUUAACGGAUGUGGUUAAUUGAAGAAAAGUUGAAUGUUGCCUAUGUUUAUCUGUUUGUGACUUUUCUAAAUUAUGUAUUAAAAAUGCUUAGGGCUAUAGAAACCAAUCACUUUGUAAUUUGGAGUGAUUUUAUGUAUAGCUUAAACAUUGUUUUAGCAUAAUUAGUACUGUUCUCCCCAACAAAUACAAGUUUUUGAAAAGCGAUGUCAAGUGAAGUAAGGAAACCCCAAUGCAUUUUGAAAGCAGUAUGCAGUCAGUUGGCCUAAAAAUGUAAAUAGCAUUUAGGAAGCAAAUAGGUUUUUUAAAAAUGAAAGCAAAGCAUAUUAGAAUUACACUUUUGGGAUACCUUUUCGGUAUAGAAUUGGCAUUAUUUUGUUUCAUUAAAAAAAAAAACCAACUCAGAGGUUUAGAGAAACUUGUGUACCAAAUUUUAGUUUCUGCCGAUGCUAGUAAAGUAAGCAGUUUUUUUCUUUGAUGUACUAUUUGGACAGCCAAGUUAGUAAACAAAAACCUCUUAACAGUUUGUGGCUAUACAAGAUUAGGAGUUUGAAUAUUAAUUUCAGCUGGUAGUUUCUCCUGUGAUCAAAUGUACUGCAUUGGGGCCUGGUUUCUGGAAGCAAAAAUUCUUGUGAAGGAUCAUUUGGUAUUUGAUCUUAACCAACUGAUUAUUAGAAAAAUUCAUCAUCAACUUUGCCAUUUUCCAAAAUAAUAGUCUAAGAAAACUUGAAAGUGUAAGGUUUAACCUUUAAUUUAUUUCACUUAAACACAUCUUUGUAUAUUGUUUUUGUGACAUUGCUUUUUCUAAGUAGUGGGCUGUUCUUCCAGACUUUUGUACCACUUUUUAUUCAUUUAUAUGCAUUUAUGUCCCAUAAAUUAUUUUAGCAAGAAAACACUGAUAAAACUCAGGAUAUUGACAUUUUUGUUGAGACUAAAAAAAUGGCAGUCACUAAAGACAAGAAUCUCUAGGGUCUGGCAUAUAUCUAUGUUGGUAGUUUUGAUUGUCCUUGUUGACUUUUUUUUUUUAAGCACAAAUCUAGCUCAAGUUUGUUGAUGUCUGUGUUUCUGUUUUUCUUUUUUGGGGGGUGACUGGGCUCGUGAUAAGAGACGGAGUCACAUGAUUUAAAAAGUUUGUGUUACCAGUUAUCUCAUUUGAACAUUUUGGGUCACGUUGUUUAAUACUAGGACCUGGGACAAUGUAACCAAUGUAAGUCAAGUUGCACCCUUUGGUUGGUGGAAGAGUGCUGUCUGUGCCCUUCUUUUGGGUGGGAGGAGACAUCAUGGUGUCCUGCAACUCAACAAAGUCAUUAUUAAAGGCCAAGAGUCCCUUCUGCACGUGACAGGAGCCCAGUAUUGUUCUGUAAGAGCUACUGUCCCAGAAGUGUUAACUCCCUAUAGAGCCAGGAGACAGGGUAGGGGUUUCUGUUAGAGUCCAGCAUCUUUGGAGUAUCGAUCUACUUGUAGGUUGAUAGAUGCUUUAAAUAACUAUGGAGGAGAUACCCACAGAAUCCUACUGACUCUUAAAUGGCACCUCAUUCAAGAUGCAGUUAGGUCACUUGAAUCUUUAAGCAUCUAUAAGAGGUGCUACAGACAUUUUAAUCUCUUAUUUACUAAAGAAUGUCUUUCAGAAAUUGAUGUCUCAUAGAAUUUAUUGUUACCGAUUAUAUGAAUUGACCUAACUCUUGGACAAGAAGCUUUAGGGAGAUCAUAAGGUAUGUACUCCAUUAUUUCAAAUAACAAAAGAUUGUAACUUUUGGAAAAAUUGAUUCAAGCUUUUACUUAAGCAAAUCAAAACUAGCACAAGCAGUCACUUAUGCAUAGAGUAAAAAUGUUAACCAUUGUCUUGACUAUCUUACUGAAGUGUUUGGGAAUGAAAGUUUUUAGUUUGAUAGAUUUAUCAGUAUAAAAUUGAGGGUAACCAAGUAUGGGGAAUAGGUAAGUUUAGAGCUUUGGGAACUGAAAUGACUUCUGUAACUUUUGUUCUCUAGGUUACACAUUAGGAUAUGAUCUGCCUUUGCUGGUAGGUCUAGUGGUUUAGGAAUUAGGCUUUAGUAUAAAUUCCUAGCUGCGUCUGAGUCUUCCAGGAUGAGUACUUUCUGACUGGUUUUGGCUGCAGAUGGUGAGUUCAGAACAGCCCUUCCUGCUGUCUGGCCCCUCUUAGUUAAGGGGAUGUGAGCUCAGAUAAUUUGGACAUUCUUAAUAAGAAUUAGUAAGAUUUUAAUAAAAUAUGACCAGAAUUCUGAAAUUCAGGUCUUGAGUGUGAAAUUCUCAAAUUUACAUAAGGAAGUAGAAGUAUGUAUAAUUUAAUAUUUGGUAUUAAAAGAAAGAAAAUUGUAGCAGCGUUUGAUGUUUCUUAAUCCCCAUUAGAAGUCUUGAGACUUUGUAUCUAAACAACCCCUUUAAAGUACUCAGUGUUUUUGAUGCCUUAGAAAUAGGAAGACAAUUUUGUUUGACAAAAGCUAGGAAAGUCCAUUCUACAGCUGUUAGAGCUGCCUCUCAGGAAAAAGUACUUACCUUGUUCUUUUUGUUCCUGGCUUUCCUCAGUUUGUGAGAUUACUCUAUUUUUUUAAAAUAUAAUUUUAUUUCUUUCAAUGAAUUUGAAAUAAAAAAACUUUGGAAUAAUGA